AUGGUCUCGUCGACCCCCCAUCUCGACGCCCUCCGGCGCGACGGGUUCGUCAAAAUCCCCAACCUCCUCCCGCAACACGUCCUCCUCGCCAUGCAAGCAACCUGCAAAUACACGACCGACCGUGCCCGACAAGGCAAGUGGCCGCACGUGCGCACCGUGCCCAAACAAUACCCGCCCUGGCACGAGUGGCAGCCCGGCGACCACAUCUGGGGCGUCCAGCACCUGCUCCACCCGGACAUGCCCACACGCGACACCUUUGCCGAAGUCUACUUUGGCGACCCGGUCCUGGACGUCGUCAAGGAACUCGUCGGCCUCAAGGACGACGACGACGACGACGACGACGACGGUCUCGUCAUGGAACUGUUCAACCUGCUCGUCAGCCCCGAUGGCGGGCGGGAUUUCGAACUCGCGUGGCAUCGCGACGACGUGCGGCCUGACGUGACGCCGGAGGAGGAGGCGCGGCAGUUGAACUUGAACUCACGCGAGGAGGACAGGCAACUCCAGCUGCACGCGCAAUAUAAUAUUGCGUUGUUUGAGGAUUCGUCCCUCGUCGUCGUGCCGGGGAGCCAUCGGCGGGUGCGCACGCGGGCCGAACGCGACGCCGCGCCCUACGAGCCGAAUUUACCGGGCCAGGUCGUCGUCGCGCUGCAGCCCGGGGAUGCCGUGUUCUAUGAUAGCAACAUCUUGCAUCGCGGCGUUUACCGGGCCAUUGACGCCGCGCGGGAGCUCGGGCGCAUGACGCUGCAUGGGUCGGUCGGGUUGGCGGGGCAUGGCACGGAGCGGGCGAGACAGGUCCUCCAGCAUGGCGUGGGCGAGUGGGUUGGGAGGGCCAAAUUCUCGAUAGAGGGCGCCAAGGGCGCGAGAGCCGAGGGGAUGCGGAAACGUCUGAUGGAGAUGGGGAGUGGGAAAGAUGUCGGGUAUUCGCUGGUGGGAUGA
This is a messenger RNA of Cladophialophora carrionii CBS 160.54, 936 nucleotides long. RefSeq lists its product as uncharacterized. Bases 1 to 936 code for a protein of 311 amino acids. The transcript has a single exon. The record is from RefSeq and is a predicted model, not a curated record. Lineage: Eukaryota; Fungi; Ascomycota; Eurotiomycetes; Chaetothyriales; Herpotrichiellaceae.